Spinacia oleracea (spinach) is the source of this 480-nucleotide messenger RNA. RefSeq lists its product as uncharacterized. Gene Ontology annotation, molecular function: nucleic acid binding. Gene Ontology annotation, biological process: DNA integration. The record is from RefSeq and is a predicted model, not a curated record. The transcript has a single exon. Bases 1 to 480 code for a protein of 159 amino acids. Lineage: Eukaryota; Viridiplantae; Streptophyta; Magnoliopsida; Caryophyllales; Amaranthaceae.
AUGAUCAAUGAUGGAGGUUCACACUUUUAUGAGCGACAUUUGGAUGCGCUUCUGCGCAAAUAUAAAGUCUAUCACCGCACUGGGCUAGCCUACAACCUUCAAACGACUGGGCAAGUUGAGGUCUCCAACCGGGAGAUCAAAUCUACUCUCAAGAAGGUGGUAGCAAAGUCUAGGAAAGACUUGAGCGAUAAGCUGGAUGAUACUCUAUGGGCAUACCGGACUGCAUUUAGGACACCUAUUGGUACUUUCCCGUAUCGAUUAGUGUAUGGUAAGGCAUGUGAUUUUCCGGUGGAAAUGAAAUACAAAGCUUUCUGGGAAAUCAAGGCAAUCAACAUGGAAGUUAAGCUAGCCCGUGAGAAGCGGAUACUACAGUUGAAUGAGCUUGAUGAGUUUAGAUUACAAGCUUAUGAUAGUGCUCGAAUAUACAAAGAGAAGACCAAGCGAUGGCAUGACAGUCACAUCCUUAAAGGAAGUUCGUAG